Messenger RNA from Acanthamoeba castellanii str. Neff, 1386 nucleotides. Its product is annotated as EF hand domain containing protein. Lineage: Eukaryota; Discosea; Longamoebia; Acanthamoebidae. The record is from RefSeq and is a predicted model, not a curated record. Bases 1 to 1386 code for a protein of 461 amino acids. The transcript has 13 exons. Gene Ontology annotation, molecular function: calcium ion binding.
AUGGAGACCACAGGAGAACUGGAGAGGGAGAACGCCAGGCUGAAAGAGGAGGUGGCCCUACUGACCCGUGCCCUUGCAGCCUUCGAGUCGCCCACGAAUUCGAAGGCCCGCCGUAUAUUCGAACUGUUUGACGCCGACCAAGACGGUCUCCUCGACGAGCCAGAGCUGCGCCAGCUCGCUGCCCACCUUGGUGAGGAGGUGGGUGGUGAAGGAUGGCCAGCGGGCGAAGGCUGGACGUUUGACCACUUCUACGGGUGGUGGUCGGCGCCCGACGAGCAGCCACCCGCCUCUCCCACCCCUGCGUCCUCUCCUCAUCAUCCGACUCUCGCAGCACUUCGCGCCAAGCUGAGGUCGAAGCACUACAUGCGUACGGUGUUUCGGCUGGUGGAGAAGGCCAGCCAAGCGCCUCCGCCGCAAGUCCAGACAACCACCGACCAAACCAACCAAACCAACCAACCAUCAGACAAGGGCAAGGCGAAGGACAGAGGGGUGGAAGGCCCUGCGGACGCGGAAGCCGACGAACUGUGUAAGAUCGACGUCAAGGCGCAGGUGGGUCCUUUCGAGACAGCGGCGUGCGGGGCUGUUCUCAGCUACGCGUUUUCGCCUGACGACGCCCGACAGUAUCGCAAGCAGUACCAGGCCAAAGACAAAGGAGCGCUUGUCUCGCUCUAUCUCACCAUCAAGGAAGGCGUUGAUGACUUUGAGUUGGGCGAGCUGGCGGGCAACCUGAGGAACAUCCUGCUGAUGACGAAGCACAACUACCACUGCGCGGAUUUCAAGAUUCAGGUGGUCCGCGAGAACGGCGAGCGCACGUUCAAGAUCACCCUCAUCUUCGAGCACAACUCCAGCCUGGAGUAUAUUCAGCGGCUGGACGCGCAGCUGGAGCUGUCGGAGGCGCCCCUCGACGAGGCGUCCAGCGAAUUCAUUCGCGCUCGCGCCUCCCUUUCGGCCCUCGUUCACCGCUCCGCCGUUGACUUCGUGCGGGCCAUCAUGUCCGACGGCGAGGAGCAGAGGCCGAACGGACAGCGUUCGGAUCUCAUCGCCCUGUUCUCUGCCCUCCGCGAUGUUGACCUCAACUUGCGGUUCGAUGAUGUGGGCGACUUGUUCCGCCAGGCCUUCUCCGAUGCACCUGUCGCCGACCUGCGAGGCUGGCCCACCGCCAAGGUACUGGUGGCCGGACUGCUGCGCAGCGGGCUCUCGAAAAAGGACGAGGCCGACGCGGUCCUGCGGUCGUCCUACGCCAACGUGAAGAAGUUCCUCCGUGGCCUCGAUUCGCUUCGCUUCCAGAUCGGAUCCAACAUCUUCCAGUUGAAGUGCAACAACCUGGACAUCAUCGCGUUCCUGCCCACAGUCGUGGAGCUGGGCCUUUCCGGCUCCAGCACUUGA